GUACCAGAGACAUGUGCUGCCAAGAGAUGUGACGGAAAUCGGUUCACCGAGACGGUGGACAUACUCAAGCAGCUGUUCGAUUUCAAGUCGUCAUUGUUCACCACGAGAUAUCAAUGUCUCAAGCUAGAGAAGAGCCAAUCAGAAGACUUCCUCACGUAUACCGGUCGUGUGAAUGAAUUUUGCGAGAGAGCAAAGAUUCACGAGCUAGACUCGGACGGAAUCAAAUGCUUGCUGUGGAUUUUCGGAUUGAAGUCACAGCAGGAGGCAGAGAUCAGGCAGAGGCUGAUCACAAUACUGGAUAGAGACCACAAAGCAGGCAAAACGGUCUCACUGCAACAAUUGCAUCAGGAGUGCGAAAACUUCUUAAGCCUUAAGAGAGACAGUGAAGUUGUCGCCGGAACUAUGAAACUAGUGGAAGCCACGUCCGUCCAGAAGCGAAAGGAAAUAGAAUGUUGGAACUGCGAAGGCAAACAUCGUGCUAGUGGAUGCCAGGCAAAACCGUGGUUCUGCAAGAAGUGCAGGAAGGUCGGUCACAAGGAAAAGUUUUGUGACACUUUACGACAAAAGAAGACUGCGAGUCGCACAGAGGCGACGCAGAAAACUCAGCAUACUAAAGAGAAGUUCUCGAGGAACAGAAACAACAGAGGUCCGAGAAAGCAAGUACGAAUCGUCAAGAUUGCAAAUGCAGCGGUUCAGGCAAACUCUUCCCGUGUGUACAUAGAUGCUGUAGUGAACAACUACUCAGUCAAAUUUCUUCUCGAUACUGGAUCAGACAUCACGUUACUGAACGAGAAGAUUUGGAAGAAGAUGGGCUCCCCAGCAUUGGAAAAGACCAAUAUAGUCGUGAAAAACGCAAGUGGAGAUUCCAUGAAGAUACAUGGAAAGCUUAAAUGCAUUACCAUGAAAGGUGUCACUCACUGA
This is a messenger RNA of Cooperia oncophora, 921 nucleotides long. The record is from the annotation of a GenBank genome assembly. Lineage: Eukaryota; Metazoa; Nematoda; Chromadorea; Rhabditida; Trichostrongylidae.